This is a messenger RNA of Cyclospora cayetanensis, 2136 nucleotides long. Its product is annotated as UDP-N-acetylhexosamine pyrophosphorylase-like protein 1. The record is from RefSeq and is a predicted model, not a curated record. Gene Ontology annotation, biological process: UDP-N-acetylglucosamine biosynthetic process. Gene Ontology annotation, molecular function: UDP-N-acetylglucosamine diphosphorylase activity. Lineage: Eukaryota; Apicomplexa; Conoidasida; Eucoccidiorida; Eimeriidae. The coding region runs from base 1 to 2136 and encodes 711 amino acids. The transcript is spliced from 6 exons.
AUGGCAACAAGUGCUGCCAGUGCCUUGCGUUCUGCGUAUGAAGCGGCAGGGCAAGGCCAUGUGUUUCGCUUUUUUGAUCGCCUGAGCGAUGUCGAGCGGCAGCAGCUGCUGGCAGACUUAGAAAAAGAGGAUCCUCACGAGCUCCGUCGGCUGCUGCAAGAGGCUUUAAAGACGCUGCAGCUCACAGACGAUUCCCCGCCCAGACAGAUUAAACCGCCACACGCAGUGGAUCUCACACCCCUCUCUACUGCUGACUUUCCGCAGCAGCCGGAGCAGUUGCUAAAUGCAUAUCGGCAGCUGCUCCCCCCUUCAGCUGCCUGUCUUGUAGUGCCCUUACGCGACGCUCCCCAAGCCUUGAGGCAGCAGUGGCGAGACAGAGGCCUCCGCCUCAUCGCGGAAGGAAAAGUCGGCGUGUUGAUCCUCGCGGGAGGAGAUGGCACGCGUCUGAACUUUGAGGGCCCUAAGGGAGCGUUCCCUGUGGCGCCUGUCUCUGGCAGCAGUCUCUUUUGCCUCUUUGCUCAGCGUCUACGUCGCAUCGUUUCUCUGGCAGCUGCUGCAGUAUCCAACAACACCAGCAACACCAGCAACACCAGCAACACCAGCAACACCAGCAACAACACCAGCAACAGCAACAACAACAAUAGGCCCCAUGUGCCCUUGUAUAUCAUGACGAGCGAGACGAACAGAGCGGCAACAGAGGCUGUCUUUGCAGCUUCAGAUUACUUUGGUUUGAACCCUUCGGAUGUUCGUUUCUUCUCGCAGGGAACGAUACCAGCCUUUGACUUGGAGGGGCAUCUCAUGCUGGCAGCCGCUCACCAGCUGAGAAGAACCCCAGACGGCAAUGGAGGCGUUUUUAAGGCACUGCAGAUCAGCGGCAUCCUCGCAGACAUGCAGCAGCGGAAACUCGAAGGCAUUCAGAUUCUUUCUGUUGACAACGCCCUUGCCAAAGUCGCAGAUCCAACGUUCUUCGGAUUCGCAUGCACGAGCGACGCAGACGUGGCAAACAAAGUCGUUGCGAGGCGGUCUGCCCACGAGAAGGUUGGAGUUAUGUGCCAAAUCCUUUCCCAUGGCCCAUGCCUUCUCUCUGAGCAGCAGCAGCAGCGACAACAGCAGCAACAGCAACAGCAACAGCAGCAGCGACAACAGCAGCAACAGCAACAGCAGCAGCGGUGGACUGGAGCAGUUCUUGAGUAUUCUGAGCUGCCAGCGACGAUGUUGCGGGAGAACCCUAGCGAAGCUUCAGGAGCUGCGAGGAAGGACUGGCCCACGGAGUCUGGUGCCUACUGCUACGCCAACGUGUGCAUGCACUACUUCAGCGUCCGCUUCCUGGAGGCUCUCGUGGCGAAUCGCCAAGAUCUCCACGCGCACUAUCACGCGGCGAAGAAGAAGAUUCCAGAGCUGAAACUCCUCGAGAAACCUCCAGAGAAGUCGAGCAGAGGAGCUCCAGCGCAAGGCUUCCUCCUACACGCGCCAGACGCAGGUGACCCUUCGCGGUGGUCUGCUGUAUCCCCGGAUGCGCCGAAUGGAUGGAAGCUCGAACUCUUUGUCUUUGACGCCUUUCCACUAGCGCAGAGAGUCUUGUGUUUGGAAGUCGAUCGAGAUGAAGAGUUUGCACCUGUGAAGUGCAGCGGGCCAGAGGGAAGCCCUGCUGCGGACGCGCUUCCAGCUGCACCUUUGGACGUUGAUGCAAUAGCUGCAGAUACACCCCAAGACGCGCAGGUACGCCUCUCCCGCCUGCAUGCCAAAUGGAUCGCUGCUGCUACCGGCCGUCGCCUGCCUCUCCGUUUCGAGGGCAGCAAACACCUCCUAUGCGAAGUAUCACCGCUGCUAAGUUACGAGGGGGAGGGGCUGGACCCCAAUUGCCUAGAAGGCAAAGACACGAACAAGCCGCUGCUUCUGCAGGUGGGUAAUACAGGUACACAUAUACUGCCCAAGCUUUUGCUUCACGAGCCGUUAAACGCACGUGACCUUGCAGCCUCGAGGAAGAGUGCCCCCUACGAGCCAGCGACCCCACCCCUCUGGAGAGGGCAAAGGCCGCUCGAAUUCCAUAUUCAUACAGACACCGGAGCAGCCAAACAGGCGAGCAGAGAGGGCAUAUCAGCACGACGCGUUUCAACGGGAGGCGUGUGGCUGUAG